AUGUCUGGACAAGUGAAGCCUGGCCGUACGGCAGUUGCAGGGUCCGGCGGUGGGUCAACCAGCGAGCCGCCGCGCCAACCCCCUUCUGUCCACCAGGGUGGCGCGAGCGGCGGUGUAGACCACACUUACGAAAACUGGCAAGAAGAGGUCGCCGAACUAGAAGCGUCUUCACACGAGUACGAAGAAGCCGUGUCCCCUCCGCCCGGGGUUUGCGUCGAGGACUUCAGACGUCGAGUCAACCGAUGCAAAGCGACAACAGACGCGGCCACAGACACCGUCGAGUCGACUGAGCAAAGCGGUCGCCGUCCUUUGUUUGACUUCAUCCGAACCCACCGCCACUACUUCGCUGCUACCCUCGCGGUAGUGAUCCUGGCCACUGUACAACUCGUCCUGUUCAUGUAUAUCAAUGUUCAGUUCAUCAAACACAAAGAGCACGUCAACAUCAGUGCGGAUGCUUUGAAACGCAACCUGGAGCUGCGUCUUGAAAAGAUGAAGGAAGAUUGUCGAGGAUCGGAGAAUCCAAUGGGUCGCGUCGGACCACCUGGACCCAAGGGAACAGCUGGAUCACCAGGAAAAGACGGGUCACGCGGGCCAGCGGGCAUACCCGGGAAGACUGGGUCACCUGGACCGAUCGGUCCAGCGGGCCUACCCGGGAAGACUGGGUCACCUGGACCGAUCGGGCCAGCAGGCCUACCCGGGAAGACUGGGUCACCUGGACCGAUCGGGCCAGCGGGCCUACCCGGGAAGACUGGGUCACCUGGACUGAUCGGGCCAGCGGGCCUACCCGGGAAGACUGGGUCACCUGGACUGAUCGGGCCAGCGGGCCUACCCGGGAAGACUGGGUCACCUGGACUGAUCGGGCCAGCGGGCCUACCCGGGAAGACUGGGUUACCUGGACCGAUCGGGCCAGUGGGCCUACGCGGGAAACCUGGGCCGAUCGGGCCAGCGGGCUCUCCCGGGAAGACUGGGCCACCUGGGCCGAUCGGGCCAGCCGUGGGCUCUCCCGGGAAGGCGGCCAAGCCCAGGGCCGAUCGGGCCAGGGGAAAGGGCUCUGCCUGGAAGACUGGGUAUUUUUUGGGCUGCAGUAAAAUUUGCAAAUAAAGAUGCA
Branchiostoma floridae (Florida lancelet) is the source of this 1108-nucleotide messenger RNA. RefSeq names its product cuticle collagen 1-like. Lineage: Eukaryota; Metazoa; Chordata; Leptocardii; Amphioxiformes; Branchiostomatidae. The record is from RefSeq and is a predicted model, not a curated record. The coding region runs from base 1 to 1101 and encodes 366 amino acids. The transcript is spliced from 4 exons.